AUGGCAAUCACAGCUGUGAUUAUUUUUUUCAUCAGUCUAUUAGUGCUUCAGGCUUCUUCGGUUGAGUUCCUGGAUCCUGAAUGUUCGGCCUCUCCUGCUACCCCCAGGAUAUUAAAUGGACGUCCGGCAGACACACUAAGCAAUCAAUGGUUGGUGUUUCUCCAAAAUGAAGUGACAGAAAAUUCUUUUACAUUCUGUGGCGGUUCGCUGAUCACAAAUCGUUUUGUGUUGAGUGCGGCACAUUGCAAGGGCGAAUUGAACAUGUAUGCGAUUCUCGGUGAAUACAAUAUAAGUAGGAUUUUUGAAACUAAAAAUAAAGUUCUUGUGGACUCCAAAAUCCUCCACCCCGACUAUAAUAGUACUGAGAUUAAGCAUGAUAUUGCCCUUUUCAGAUUGUCUCGUCGAGUGGAGUACACUUACUUUAUACGACCUGUCUGUUUGCCAAUGAACUACGAUGGUCUGAAUAUUGUCUUCAAUUUAAAUGUAACCGGAUGGGGUCACACGGGACAUGAAUCAAUAAGCCCUGUUUUGAAGACGGCCACUGUCCACGUACAUCACAGAUCGAUUUGUUACCGCUUGGGACAAAUAGACGAGUCCCAAUUAUGUGUUGGACCCGUUGAUGGCAAUACCUGCAAGGGAGACUCGGGCGGACCACUUACUAGUCUGUUUAAUUUUCGAGGCACAAUUGUGACAGUUCAGAUAGGAAUAGUAAGUUAUGGAUGGGUUGGAUGCCAAGGUUUAUCUGUCCACAAUCAUGUCUAUUACUACAUGAACUGGAUAUCGGGAAUUGUUCGCCAACAUGAUGAAGAGGUUACACAAAAAGAUAAAGACUAUUGGGACUAAUCGGGAAUUUGUCCUUUUUCAACCAAAAAUAGCUUAGAGAACCUA
Drosophila ananassae is the source of this 888-nucleotide messenger RNA. Its product is annotated as chymotrypsin-like protease CTRL-1. The transcript is spliced from 4 exons. Gene Ontology annotation, biological process: proteolysis. NCBI's taxonomy places the organism in Eukaryota, Metazoa, Arthropoda, Insecta, Diptera, Drosophilidae. Gene Ontology annotation, molecular function: serine-type endopeptidase activity. The record is from RefSeq and is a predicted model, not a curated record. The coding region runs from base 1 to 843 and encodes 280 amino acids.